UUUCCUUAAUUACCACUUUCUCUCUGUGAAUAAAUACCCUUUGAGCUCUUCUUCUCUCUCCAUCUCUCUCUCCCUUUGUUCCUUUGAGACCCAAAAUUUCCUUUGCUCCAUUUUUGUUCCUCUUCUCCUCUCUGAGGAGUCUCUGAGCCAGCUUAGCUCAGGUGUUUUUGUUUUCAGCUGUGAAAAGAUGAAUCACUGUGGCUAUCAGCAGAAGAACGCCAUGAGAAGCUGUGAAGAGAUGAGGAUGGAAUCUUUGGUUUGCCCUAAACCUAUUAGAUUUGGUCUGAUGAACAGAAACCAUAUCAGACCCUUUAGGCCACAAAUUUUGAGCUAUCAAUCAGAGGUUGAAGAUUCAGGUGUUAGGGAAGAUCUUCUGGAUAUCAUUCUCCCCAAGGGAAAUUGCUAUAGUGAAAGAUUUGGGGACCAAUUUGGAUCAUCACCACCACCAUUUUUUUGUGGAUCUCCACCUAGCAGGGCUUCAAACCCUGUGAUCCAAGAUGAGCAAUUUGGCAAUGGCAAUGGUCAUGGGAAUUUUAGUCCAUUUUCCAUGGCACCCUCUUCACCAUCUUCCUCAGCUAGAGGUUGUGCUCCAAUGAAGAAGUUUGGUCACACACAAGCUGCAGUGAGGAUUGAAGGUUUUGAUUGUCUCAAUAGGGAUAGGAGCAACUGCAGCAUUUCAGCUGUUGCAUAAUUCAUUUUACAACAACAAAGAAAAAGAAGAUAGAGUUCUAAAAGCAAGUGGAGAUUUUUGGUGUCAGAGGAAGCUAAUCUUAAUUCAAUGUUUUCUUGUAAUAUAUGUAAAUAUCAAUUGGUCUGUGGAAAAAUUGUUCAUGAGUUAAGGUGUCAUGUAAAAUUGAGAUGGUGAGAACUUUUUUUUUUUUAAUUUGAAGAAUAAAAAGAGGUCAUGUUUAUUAUUAGAGGGAGGAAAAGAUCAAGUAAAAGUCUUGUUCUUUCUCUCUAGUUAGGUUUAUAAAAAGGGUAUUUAGAAUGAAACCUUCAUGUGGAUUUCAUUAAGAGAGUUUGUAACUGUGAUUAUGUAUUUGAAACUCUAGCAUAUCCUCCUUUUGUAAUUGUAAUUUGGAGGAAAAUGAGGGUUAAUAUCUGAAAUCUUGUAAUAUAUGUUUUUUUGUGGGUGCCUUCUUUGUAAGUGUCACCUAUUUGAUAAUAUCAAAGAGAUCUUGUUUAUACUUAA
Molecule: messenger RNA, 1192 nt
Organism: Medicago truncatula (barrel medic)
Lineage: Eukaryota; Viridiplantae; Streptophyta; Magnoliopsida; Fabales; Fabaceae
Exons: 4
Coding region: 188-691 (167 amino acids)
Source: RefSeq, a predicted model, not a curated record